AUGUCUCGAAGAGACUCGGACAGUCAAGAAAGGGAUUUGCAGGACGAUGUCUCGACCACUUCAUCUGUAAAGUCUGAAAGUUCGAUGACGACUGACUCAGAAACUGAAGAAAAAAUGGAUCCAUGGAUACCUCUAAUAGAAGAAGCCAAGCAAAAAAGUAAUACAGAUUUUCAAGAAAUGAAAGAAAGCCUUAUAAACACUGGCCUGGAUGAGCAAUCUGCUAAGGAGAAAGCUUACUCGAAUAUUAUGCCUAUACUCCAGAAAGAAUUGGAAAAUAUUUAUUUGGAACGCCUUCUCCUUCCUGUUGACUUGAUAGCAUUGACGAAAACACAAUUCAUCAAAGAAAGCUUACCGCGUCAAAGAAAUUCUCACAGCAUUAACGGUGAUCACAGCAUCAAGAUGGUGCUAAAAUCGUUUUCGUUCUUCUUCGGUUUCUUUAUAUGGGGAGUGCAAAGGUACAAAAAAGGUAUAAAACAGAAUGGAGUGUACAAGAUAGAUCCAGACGGCAAGGGCAGUUUCAAUGUUCGCUGUGAUAUGACGACAUCUGGUGGAGGAUGGACGGUGUUUCAACGUCGUAUUGAUGGCAGUGUUGAUUUCUACCGAGGAUGGCAAGAUUAUAAGCAUGGCUUUGGUGAUUUGAACGGAGAAUUCUGGCUUGGUCUGGAAAAAAUCCGCAGGCUUACAUCUGCUUCGCAAAAUGAGCUUCGUAUUGAUAUGGAAGACACUUCUGGGAACAGGAAAUACGCAGAAUAUGGUUUAUUUGCUGUGACCAGCGAACGCCAGAAAUAUCAACUUAGUCUUGGGACUUAUUCUGGCAAUGCAGGAGAUUCCUUCACUGAACACAAAGGAAUGUCGUUCUCAACAAAAGAUUCCGACAAUGAUAGACAUAGCAGCCACUGUGCUGUGUCAUUCAAGGGUGCUUGGUGGUAUAGUGACUGCCAUUCAUCUAAUCUCAAUGGUCUUUAUCAUCAUGGUGCAUACAACCCAUAUGCUGAUGGUAUCCACUGGCGUACGUGGAAAGGGUAUCAUUAUUCCCUGAAAUCAACAUCGAUGAAAAUCCGUCCACGAGUAUUUGGACUGAAAAAAUAA
Dendronephthya gigantea is the source of this 1089-nucleotide messenger RNA. Its product is annotated as ficolin-2-like. Lineage: Eukaryota; Metazoa; Cnidaria; Anthozoa; Malacalcyonacea; Nephtheidae. The record is from RefSeq and is a predicted model, not a curated record. The coding region runs from base 1 to 1089 and encodes 362 amino acids. The transcript is spliced from 5 exons.